CACCAGACACAAUAAUAUCGGGGGGGAGGACGGUGGAUUAACUGCACAAAUUGAGAUUAUUAAAAUAAAAAAGAGCAACUGUGAAGAAGGGAUAAAAGGCAAGAUGAUAACGCCCUAUUUCCUGGAAAAUUUCUGGGGUGAAAAAAACAAUGGAUUUGAUGUACUGUACCAUAACAUGAAACAUGGCCAGAUAUCCAGCAAGGAGCUAGCAGACUUCAUCAGAGAAAGAGCGACCAUAGAGGAGGCGUAUUCAAGAUCAAUGACCAAACUGGUUAAGACUGCCAGCAACUUUUCUCAGCUAGGGACAUUUGCACCGGUGUGGGAUGUUUUUAAACAGUCCACAGAGAAACUGGCAGCGUGUCACAUGGAGCUGGUCCGCAAGCUGCAAGAACUCAUCAAGGAAGUCCAGAAAUAUGUGGAGGAACAAGCCAAAAAUCAUAAGAAGACAAAAGAGGAGGUGGCAUCCACACUGGAUGCUGUACAGAAUAUCCAGAGUGUGUCACAGGCCUUACAAAAGAGCAAAGAGAACUACGCCAACAAGUCCCUAGAGCAAGAGCGGAUGCGUAAAGAGGGAGCCGCACAAAGAGACCUGGACAAGGCUGGAUUGAAGGUCAAAAAAGCCACUGAGACCUACAAAUCAUAUGUGGAAAAAUAUGCCACUGCGAAGACAGAAUUUGAGCAAAAAAUGACUGAAACUGCACAGAAAUUACAGGCCAUUGAAGAAGAACAUAUCCUGCGUAUGCAGGAGAUUAUCCAUUCAUACUCUCAGUCUGUUGAUGAGACACACAUGCAGAUCGGAGAGGUGCAAAAUGAGUUUGUGAACAACAUGGAGAACACUUCCGUUGAGAUCCUCAUACAGAAACUAGCAGAAAGCAAAGGGACGGGCAAAGAGAGACCAGGGCCCAUUGAAUUUGAGGAAUGCAAUGUUUCCAUUGCCACAGAAGGUGCCAAACCAAGAAAAAGAAAGACCUUUGUAAUUCCAGGCCGACGAAGAGACAAAGACACAGAUUCCACUGAAUCGGCUGAAGUAGAAGCUGUUAACGCUUCCAAUGGAGCUCCCCCGGGUUUAUAUGGUGCUAUAGAUCUUCAAAACGCUAAUGUGCCUCAGAUGGAUGAAGAGGGCUUCUGUAUUCGGCCUGAAGUCAACGAGAAUGAUGCCAAAGAGAACUCCUUUUAUUCGUCCAGUGACUCAGAGGAUGAAGAUGAGCCAAGGAAGUUCCAUGUUAAGAUCAAACCUGUGCAGACCAACAAUGGCACACACCAGCACAAAGCCAACAUUGACGAGCUGAAGGCCUCUAUUGGAAACAUCACCCUCUCGUCCAAUGCUGUUCAUAUGAAGAGGAACCAAUCCAGAAUGACACGACAACACACAUACCCAUCUAUAAACCCACAGACAGGUGAUGAACUGGGACGACCUAAAAUAUCACAAACACCAUUUAACGAUAGAUUAGACCUGCUGUCUUUGGAUCCAUUUGGCCCAACCAGCACUGGCUCUGCCUCUUCUGUACCUCCCUCAUCAGACCUGGCUUCCCUCUUAUUAUCACCUUUCCCUACAUCUCCCCCACUGCAGUUAAAUGAUGAGGUCUUUGAAGACCCAGAAGUGGAUUUGCUGUCGGAGCCCACCUCUCUUUCAGCUGUCAGUCUUGAUGUUGCUGAGGCUCCUGCUCUUCCCCUUCCAUGCAAAAUCCCUCCUUUUAGCCUUGCCAUCUCAGGCCCCCCGCUGUUCCCUACCCUCCUCUCUCCUCCAUCCACCUCUCCUUGGGAGCUCCCUGAUGAGGCUUUUGCCCUCCUCAACCCUGCUCCCACUAGAGCUAUGAGUGUGCCUCCAGCCCUACAGGCUGCUCCUAAGAACUACACUACCCAAAAGCCCCCUCUCAGUGCUCCCGUCACUGGUCCAGACAUGCUUUCUUCUUGGGCCCAGAGCCAAUGGAUUGCCUUUAAUGAUGCCUUUGUGCCAUGCUGUGGACCAUCCCAUCAGCCAGCAAGGCCUCAGUCAGUGCCCGUGUCUCAACAGCUAAAGCUUUUCUCCAGAGAGCCUACAGACCCAUUUGCGAAUAUUAGGAGAGAUGAAAUUGCCUCCUCUCUGAAGGAAGCAGCAGCCAGACCCAUGCAGGAUGUACCACCCCCAAACAGGCCAACCACUCCCCUGGGCACAGCAGGUAUAGUGCCACCUCCAAGACCAUUAUCACGGCCCAAACUGCCUGCAGGAAAGCUGACAGGCAUCAAUGAGACUGGCCGACCAUUCAGCCCUUCUAAGCUGUCUAACUCGAGCCCUCCUUCUGCUCCCCUGGCUCGAGCUGAGAGCUCCUCCUCUCUCAGCUCCAACACCUCACUGAGCACCAGCAACACACCGACUGUUGAGGACGAUGUGUUUGUGGGGAAACUGCCCACAUUUGAGAAGAGAUGUGAGACUCCUGCAGGGACAUCUCGUGGGCCCAGUCCAGUGACACUGGCUUCCCAGGAAGCAUUGCCCAUAGCUGUGGCAUUCACAGAGUCAGUUAAUGCCUAUUUCAAAGGAGCAGAUCCCAGCAAGUGCAUUGUGAAGAUCACUGGAGACAUGACCCUCUCCUUCCCCAGUGGCAUCAUCAAGAUUUUCACCUCAAGUCCUUCUCCUGCCAUACUCAGCUUCAAACUCUUAAAUACUACCAGACUAGAGCAAAUCAUGCCCAAUCAGCAACUACUGCACAGUGACUCCGCCCAGAGUGACACAAACACCAAGGACUUUUGGCUGAACAUGCCUGUACUGACAGCAUAUCUCAGAAAGAGCUCUGAGCAGAACCCUGCUGCAUCCUAUUACAAUGUGGAUAUUCUUAAGUACCAAGUAUGUUCAAAUGGGAUUCAGUCAACACCUCUGAACCUCGUAGUGUAUUGGAAAUGCGGCCCUAGUACCACAGACCUGCGGGUGGACUAUCAAUACAACCCAGAAGCCAUGCAGCCUCCAGCAACACUCACCAACGUACAGGUGUUAGUGCCCGUCAAUGGUGGAGUCAUCAAUAUGCAGUCGAUCCCAAACGCCAUCUGGAAUACAGAACAGAAUAAGUCAUUAUGGAAACUGAGUGACAUCUCUGACAAGUCUGAAAAUGAAGGCUCUGGUUCUUUGAGGGCAAAGUUUGAGCUGUCCGAUGGCCCAUCCAUCCCUGCCACCCUGGCUGUUCAGUUCUUCAGCGAAGGCAGCUCUAUGUCAGGUGUUGACAUGGAACUAGUAGGCUCUGGUUACAGACUCUCCCUCAAUAAGAAGAGAUUUGCCUCUGGUCGCUAUAUGGCAGACUCUUGAGUUCUGAGAAGAGGCCCAUCCACUGUCAAAUGCAGGGAAUCUGGAGUUUAAUUUCUGUUCAUUGAUGUAUUCUCUCACUGGUUCUGUAUUAUAUUUAUGGAAGAUCUUUGAGGGGAUGGGACAAGAGGGCUAUCUGGGUGAAGGCCUCUCAUGCAUCUGUUUCCUCUGCAUGUCCUGAAUGAUGGAGUUGCAGUGAAACAACUUUCUGGAGAUGGGAGGUUUUUAUACUAUAGUAACGUAGCACUGAGUAUCAAACACUGUAAAAAAUAAAACAAAAAAGUAAAAAGAAGGAAUGUCAAGAUAUUGGUAAAUGAAAUCAUUAAUCUUUGAUCAUUUUUGAUCUAUUCAGACUUUUAUAAAGUCUGAACAGUAGUGCUUGGUUAUUUAUAUGUAUUGUUAACAAUUUGUAAUAUGAAUUAUAUAUGUAUAAACACAGCAUAUCUAAGCAAAAAAAAAAAAAAAAAAGGAUAAAAAAGCACUGCACUAACAAUCUUUCUGGAUAUUUAAAAGCAUUCAUUUCUCCUUUGUAUUCACUUAAAAGUCAGUUACAAUGACAAUGAAGAGAACAAAAGGAGAAAAAAAUAAGGAAAACAGGUGAGACAAGAGAUAAUGCCUCAGCAAUAUAUCACUUCAUGCUCACAAGAAUGCCUUACUUUUUGUCCAAAACAUCUUUGGUCAUUUACAUAGCGGAGCUUAAAAUUUUUCCUCAUUUCGUUUGAUUUCAAGUGUUCCUUUCUACUUUUAUGUUGUUGUUGUUUUUUGUUUCAUUAUGAAUGUGCAAUGAAGGUAUAAGCUUUCAAAAUGUAUGGAUUUUUGUUCUAGUUUAGUGCCAUUUUCACCUUAACGUUGACAAGAGAACUUGUUAGUUGUGUUGUUUGUGUAACAGCAAAAGGAAACUUAUACACUGACCUCAGUGCCUCUUUUAUUUCUUAAAUAUGUCUAUGUUUCUGUACAGUUAAGUAUGAAAAUCUUUUUCCCUUUUUUAAUCUUUUCAUGACUUUUCAUCAUACAACAUACUUUAUUUUUUAAGUGCCAGUUCAGUUCUAUACUUCCUGAUGGGAUAUUGAAGGGAAAUCAAGUUAAAAUUUGGCCUUUGACCUUCAAACUCCAAAGUACUUUACCCAAACAGGUCACUUCAUGGAAUUAUGUCAUUCUUAUAGACAUUAUCCAAUUGAAGUUGCCCACAUUUUUAAGCAAAUGCGCUGUGAAGGCCUUGUCGAUGCGGAAUUCUGCAUAAAUCCUACCAAAAUACCCAAUGAAUAAUGAGAAUUGUGAGCUUAUACUAACGGCAAACACUGACCUGGUGUAAAAUCUCUUGAUAUUUUGGAGGGAUCCUUAAUGAACAGACUAGAAAGUUGUGAAUAUUAGCAUAUUCGCUAAAUGAAUUACAAGCAUGCAAGCUAUUCGGUGUAGUUGAUUAACAAUGGGUACCAAUUUUUCAACUAAAGCCCAGUUCAGAUGGGAUUAGCUUUGUAUGGGGACGUGGUGUAGUGUAAUAAUUACAAAAGCUUCUCCAUGAUUUUAGAAGUUGUUUUUGGCUCAAGUUCUCCAAUUAAUGUCUCUGAGUGUAUUUGCCAAAUACAGAUUGAAAAGCACAAUAAGAUGCAAUGAGCCAAUAGAAUUACAGAAAAACUCUGCAUUUCUUACUGUCAGUUAUGGAUUUUAACACUUUUAUGGCUUUAUAUAUUUUAUAUAGUUUUGUACCAAAAGUUCAUCAACUUAUUACCAUCGAGGUUAUUCUGUCUUUAUUUCAUAGUAUGUGUUAGAAACCAGCGGUGAGCAUUCAAAGUGCUUUGAGAUGUCAGAAGACAACCCUGUCUUUCCCCCAUGCAAGGGUUAUUUGCCUUGUCCUCUGUGGACGAUAGCUUCACCAAGGGCUACACCAAUCUCCGAGAUCACCAUUUGUACUUUAAAAUGUAAAACACUAAAAGCCAACAAUGACGGACCUUGAUGAAUCUGGACAGUUUUAGAAUACUGUCUUGUUUUUACCAGGAACUUUUUUAUUUUUCACAGUAGCCUAACAGUUUUGUGGAGUAACAAAGUGAAGAUUUUAUACUGAGAAUCCUCACCCAUUCAUGUAAAGUUUUUAAAUUUGUGUGAUAUUAAUGAAUGUACAUUGGGUAUGAAUUUUGGUGUAGGUACUGUAUCAAAAAAAUACAGAGGCAGAAAUCAGCUGAUGAACAUCCAGGUCAAUGUAGCAUCCAAAUAUAAUACAUUAUUGGCUUCUUACAGUGAAUAUGCAUGAACUAAUUGUGUGGCUAGCAAGCUGGUUCUUGCUGCCUCUACAGCCAUCUCACGAAAGUCAUUCUGGAGCAUUAAAAACAGGUCUCUUCUUUGAUUUCUUUCUUCUUUUUAGGUCCACAUUCAAUCGCACAUUAAAAGGUUUGUGCAAGUAAUUUUUUUUGGUGUUCUCGCACAAUGUACAUUUUUACAAAGAUUUUGCCAUUUUCUCUACUUUAUGAUGCUCUGUGUCUGUAAUAAAUAUGUAAUAUAUAAAUCUAUACAAAUAUAAGAAAUA
Molecule: messenger RNA, 5792 nt
Organism: Xyrauchen texanus (razorback sucker)
Lineage: Eukaryota; Metazoa; Chordata; Actinopteri; Cypriniformes; Catostomidae
Gene: fcho2
Product: FCH and mu domain containing endocytic adaptor 2
Exons: 30
Coding region: 104-3274 (1056 amino acids)
Biological process (GO): clathrin coat assembly; clathrin-dependent endocytosis; synaptic vesicle endocytosis
Cellular component (GO): plasma membrane; cytoplasm; clathrin-coated vesicle
Source: RefSeq, a predicted model, not a curated record